AUGGCUGAACAAUUCGAAUACCUUCUUAAGAAGACUCUCGAGCAGGGCGCCGGUCUCUCGACGAAUUUCACAAAGACAACCCAUCGAACCUCGUAUCCUUCAAUCGAUCCCACGCGUCCUGAGCUCAGCCAGGCUGGCCGUACUGUCCUCAUCACAGGAGGUGGUACUGGAAUCGGUCUUUCAAUUGGGAAGUCUUUCGCUCUGGCAGGUGCCGAGACUGUCAUCAUUGUUGGUCGGAGAGCCAACGUUCUCGCCGAUGCGGCUAAGGCGAUCGAGGAGGUAGCGAAGAAGGCUGGAAAGGCAACCCAAGUUCUUCACCAGACUCUUGACGUCACGGAUAAGGCUGGGAUCGCGGCAUUGUGGUCGGGCUUCAAGGACAAGGGCAUUGAAGUUGACGUCCUAGUUCUCAAUGCGGCCAAAUUCUCACCCGUGACACCACUUUUCGAUCUAGGGUCCGACGAAGUCUGGUCCAUGUUCGAAGCCAACGUUCGCGGGCCGCUGAUGUUGUCCGAGGCCUUCGUAAAGCAGGGCGGUGACAAGCCAAAGGUCCUCAUCAACGUCGCCACACAAGCUAUACACAUGAUGGACGAAUCCGUGCUUAUCAUUUCAUCAAAGGUUCCAGCCUAUGGCCUGACCAAGAACGCCGGCACGCUCCUGAUCCAGCAGAUUGCUGCUCAGGCCGAUCCUGAGAAGCUGCAGGUCGUUAGCUACCAUCCUGGUGUUAUCUACGCAGGCGGAUGGGAAGACGCUGGGAUUUCAGACACUGUUUUGCCCUUCGAUGAUGUCUCGCUCGCCGGCUCCGAGGCUGUGUGGCUCGCCUCUCCUGAGGCUCGAUUCCUGCAUGGGCGUUUCGUCUGGGCUUCAUGGGACGUUGACGAGUUGAAAUCCGAUGAGAUCAGAAAGACAAUUGCUGAAGAUGUUGAAUUCCUCAAGAUUGGCGUGAACGGGCUGAAGGGUGCGGAUCGACGAGAGUGA
Messenger RNA from Diaporthe amygdali, 975 nucleotides. RefSeq lists its product as uncharacterized. The record is from RefSeq and is a predicted model, not a curated record. Gene Ontology annotation, molecular function: oxidoreductase activity. Bases 1 to 975 code for a protein of 324 amino acids. The transcript has a single exon. Gene Ontology annotation, cellular component: cytosol. NCBI's taxonomy places the organism in Eukaryota, Fungi, Ascomycota, Sordariomycetes, Diaporthales, Diaporthaceae.